This is a messenger RNA of Cuscuta europaea, 1087 nucleotides long. The record is from the annotation of a GenBank genome assembly. NCBI's taxonomy places the organism in Eukaryota, Viridiplantae, Streptophyta, Magnoliopsida, Solanales, Convolvulaceae.
CAAUGAUGUUAUCAUUUUGAAUAGUUUCAGUUUUGGUAGCUAAAUCAUUCUUUUUGUUUGAGUUAUCAUCUUGAAGACAUUCAAAACAUCGCCUUGGCUAGAUGGGGUUUUGACCUCAUCUCAGGAAUUUAGCUCGACCUUGGCUCCGAUUAUGGACUUAUCAUGAUCGGAUGAUAAGCUCGACCUUAGUGGUCUCAACCGAAUGACAUCGCCUUAGUCGAUUAUGAAGGCUCUUUCUUAUAGCACUGUGACUGGGUUUAUUCCGUCAACCCGUAGGUCCAACACACGACCCAAUGGUUUCGAAGGGAAGAAAUAAAGGUAAAGAUAUAGAAACAAGCAAGAAGAGGCCCAGUAAGAAGUCUUAGUAUAUUAAUUUCGGUACAAAGGCUUGAGGCCGUUCAUCCCUAGCAUAUGCUACGAGCUGAUACAAUUGCUAUAAUGUUAGAGUGCUAAGAUGUGAACCCUUUACAAUGAAAUAAAUGCUUCUAUUUAUACUGCCAAUGGGUAGUUGGAUGCAUUGACGUGGCGGGCUAUGGAUCGCUUGACCCCAACCACCAAAUCUUCUGUAUUAAAUGCGCUUCCCGCCAGGAUCUUGGCUUCCCGCCAAGGGGAGGGGACGUUUGUCCCAUGAGCUUGCGUCCUCUUCCUGCUGGGAUCUUGACAUCCAACCAAGGGGAGGAGUCGUUCGUCUCAUGAGCUUGCCUCCUCCUCCUCCUGCUGGGAUCUUGGCAUCAGCCAAGGGGAGAGGACGUUCGUCCCAUGAGCUUGCCUCCUCCUCCUGCUGGGAUCUUGGCAUCCAGCAAAGCGGAGAGGACGUUCGUCCCAUGAUCUUGCCUCCUCUUCCUGCUGGGAUCCAAGCCCUGCCAGACGAGCGUCUUGUGCUGCUCCUGGCCAAGGGACCAGCCGACGCUAGGAUACGUACGUCCCUUGGCCCUGUUGGGGACAAACCUCUCCAGAAUCCGCAGAAAAGGUAACUCGUUGUCUUGUGCCUUUUAGGGACGUCCGUAGGGUGGCCCUUAAGGAUUUUAUGGGCUAACCCGACCCCCGUUGGACCAUUAACCCAACAUUGGCAAUAGUAUGAGUUUUC